AUGGGUUAUAUAUCUUCUCACAACGCAUUCCCAGUGAAUGGCAAGACCAUCUUAAUCACCGGCGGUUCCCGCGGCAUGGGCCAAGAAGUCGGUCAUCAACUCUCCCAAAAAGGCGCCAACAUCGUCAUUGUCGCGCGAGAUCCUCAAAAGCUACAACAAGCAAUCUCGUACAUCCAGCUGGGAGCCGCCAAUCCCUCCACCCAGCGCUUCCACCACAUCAGCGCGGACUUAUGUUCCGCGACCGAAUGCGCACGUGUGAUUAAUGAGGUGGUGGCGUGGAAUGGGGCGCCCCCCGAUACAGUGUGGUGCUGUGCGGGGAGUGCGUAUCCGGCGCUGUUUGUCGAUACGCCGGUGGAGCAGAUUGAGAAACAGAUGGCGAGUAACUAUAUGACGAGUGCGUAUAUGGCGCAUGCGACGUUGAGAAGCUGGCUCAAGCCAUUGGAGAAUACGCAAGCUGGUGAUCCCGCAUCUAGUACAGCGGAGCGCAAGAGUAAUACUGCACCCCCUGCGCGCCAUCUUAUUUUCACAGCGUCUUUUGUGGCGCUGUACAGUUUUGCGGGGUAUGCACCGUAUAGUCCUUCCAAAGCGGCGCUGCGCUCGCUUUCCGAUUCGCUUUCGCAGGAGAUGAAUCUAUAUGCUGCGGCUUUUCCGGGUGCGCCGCGGCUGAGAGUACAUACUAUUUUUCCAGCUACUAUUCUGACGGAAUCGUACGAGACGGAGAAUCUGACUAAGCAUGGUCUUACUUUGCAGCUUGAGGAAGGCGAUGAGGCUCGAACACCUCAUGUUAUUGCGGAGAGGAGUAUUAAGGGGUUGGAGGGAGGAGAGGAACUUAUCACGACGGAUAUGCUUACGUGGUUGGUUAAGGGAGGUGUGCUUGGAGGUAGUGUGAGGGGUGGAUUUGGAAGAGUUAUUUUGAGUUGGAUAUUAGCUGGUUUGAUGGGCAUCGUAAUGGUAUUUGUUAGGGCGGACAUGGAUCGGAAAGCUAGAGCCUGGGGGAGAAAAUUUGGUGUAGCUAGGAGUGCGAAGAAAUGA
This is a messenger RNA of Botrytis byssoidea, 1032 nucleotides long. RefSeq lists its product as uncharacterized. The record is from RefSeq and is a predicted model, not a curated record. Gene Ontology annotation, cellular component: endoplasmic reticulum membrane. Lineage: Eukaryota; Fungi; Ascomycota; Leotiomycetes; Helotiales; Sclerotiniaceae. Gene Ontology annotation, molecular function: 3-dehydrosphinganine reductase activity. Gene Ontology annotation, biological process: sphingolipid biosynthetic process. Bases 1 to 1032 code for a protein of 343 amino acids. The transcript is spliced from 2 exons.